Messenger RNA from Daldinia decipiens, 621 nucleotides. RefSeq lists its product as uncharacterized. The record is from RefSeq and is a predicted model, not a curated record. NCBI's taxonomy places the organism in Eukaryota, Fungi, Ascomycota, Sordariomycetes, Xylariales, Hypoxylaceae. The transcript is spliced from 2 exons. The coding region runs from base 1 to 621 and encodes 206 amino acids.
AUGACAGAUUCAUCCACGAUUAACAAUGAUACGCCAGAAUGUCCCAGCGACGCGGUAUCUUUCCCGCUUCAGCAUCUUCCUCCUGAAUUGCGAGAGUUGGUCUGGGUGAUGGCCGCCGAGCAGGCUGCAGACGCGGCCCCCUAUAUUUGUUUCUCAGCGCACACGGUAUAUCGUCCAGGUAAUCUCCAUCCUUCCGUUGUACGGGACGUGCGAGAUUUCUUCUGGCCGCUCUUCCUAACGAACACCGAGAGUCACGCAAUCGUCAGCCGAUAUGUCUUGAUGUUCCACCAACGAAGAAAAGCGCCCCAGCUCGCUCUCAAUUUCGUCGAUAUAUUCCCUCUAGAACCAGCUUUGCUUGACUACAUCAUCGAGUUCUCAAGACGAUCGACUGAGUCACUAAGAAUCAAAGCUGGCAUAAAAUCUAGUGUUCGAUAUCCCGGGGUGCUACAAACCGCUUUCGAGAGCCAGUUGGACGAAGUUACCACGGUCAUGAACGUGUCGAUUCGCGCUUCGAUGUUCUUUAAACCCGAGACCAAUCAAGCGCGUCUAUUAAUGCUGCUUCGAUUUAUAAACCUGAAGAGAGUGUACAUCAAUAUGGGCGACAAGUGCUUCCACAAUUAG